UUUUUGUAUCUGUUUGAGAGAGUUUUCUGAGAGUGAGUGUUGGUAGCGUUGUUAGCAUUGUAUUGUUAGCAUUGUUAGUAUUGUUAGUAUUGGUAAUAUCACUGUUCUUACUCUAUCUCGUCUCCAUCUCCACCAGCCCUUACACUACUCUCCAUCUUCUCCAUCUUCUCUCUCUGCCUCAAUUCCCUCUUCUUUCUCUUUCUCUUUACCACACUCUUCUCCCUCACCUCUUUGUCUUUCUUUUCUUUCUUCUUCCUCUCUUCUUCCUCUCUUUCUCCUUCCUGAUCAUGGAAAAGGCUAUCCUACAAUACCUCAAUGACACUUUAAGUCCUAUCCUCCAAACAAGAAGAGAUGCUGAAAAAAACCUCAACAGCUUCCUAGGUCAAGAUGGCUUUUUGAACUUCUGUUUAUCCUUAUCACUUAACCACGACCUAGAUACCUCAAUUAAAAAAGCUGCCUUGAUUUUUUUCAAAAACAACCUCAACAACGAAAAAAUUUCACACAACGAAAAAUCUCAAAUCAAAUCAAAUCUAAUCCAAAUUCUAUUGCUAUCAAACCAAUCCAUUCUCCAAAACAUCUCAAUAAAAAAUACUUCAUCCAUUUCCUCCUCAAUCAACGACCAGCUUUUCCUCAUCGACUCAAUUCAACUCCUACUAACCAACGACUUCAAUCUCAAACAAAACAAAAACUCCACAAAUUCUCAGCUCCUCUUCUCCUGGUUAAACAAUCUAAUCGAAACUUCCAUCCAAUUGCUAAACAAUACUCACGACAAACUAGACUCAAAAAUAUUAACUGCCUUUCAAAUCUUGAAGCAAAUUUCAAAGUUUUUCAAAGACAAUUUGCUCACUCUAACAAACCCAACAAACUCAACAACAAACUUGAAUAAAUCCUCAAUCAAACAAAAAAACUUGAUUCAAAUUUGGCAGGAUUUUAAUUCUUCCAUUUUACCUGUUCUAUUAAACUUUUCUUCUCAUUAUCUUAAUAAUAUCAACAAUAUCAACAAUAUCAACAAUAUCAAUAAUAUCAAUGAUGAUGAAAUCAACUUGAAUUGUCAGUUCUUAUACUACAUAAUCAAAAUAUUCAAAUACAAUACCUACAAUAACCUACCUUACUGUAUUCUAUCCUCAAACUCAAACUCAAACUCAAAUGACUUUCAAUUCUUUGAUAAAUGGUUGUCUCUCCACAUCAACUUAAUUCAACUAAACUACCUUCACAAAAAUAUUUCCAAUAACAAUAAAGAUGAUACCAAUAAUCACAAUGAAAAUGGAAAUGAAAAUGAAAAUGAAAAUGAAAAUGAUAUUUACUCAAACCCUUCAUUUCAAAAAAACUAUAAAAUCAAAUUAAAAAAAUGGUCUCUACACAAUCUAUCAAGAUUAUUAUCAAACUUCAACUCAAUUUCUUUCAAAUUAUCAAAUACCCACAACAUUCACAAUACUCCAAACACUCAAAUCACUCAAAUCACUCAAAUCACUCAAAUCAACCAAAAUACUCACACCAACCUCAUCAUAUACAAAGACAUCAUCUCCCAUUUUAACCAAAACUUAUUAAACAACAUCCAAAUCAUCCUACUCCAAUCAAUCAACUUUUCCAAUCCCACCUUGAUCUUCAAUUCUCACCAAUCCAUCCUAUACUAUCUGAUCCAGUUCUUCACAAACAUAAUCUCAAACCAAUCCGCCUUUAACUUCUUACUACAAGAUAACAAACUAUCCAUCCUACUAAACUACCUAAUCUUUCCCUUAAUCUCAAAUUUCCCAAUCGACGACACAAUCAAAAACAAUCCCAACCUAAAUCCCUCAAAAAUAUCCCAAAUCCUACAAAAUCACAACCAAAAUCAUAAUCAUAAUCAAAACAAAAACAAAAUUCAAAUUCAAAACAAAAACGAAAACGAAAACAAAAACGAAAUAAAAAAUAUAAACAAAAAUAUAGACAACAACCCCAUCCUAUCUUCCUCAAUCGAAAUCUUAGACACCUUCCAAGACUCUCAAAAGGAUUACUUUAAUAAAUACUUUUCUUUUGACAACUUUAACGAUGAAUUAAAUGCUAGAUCUGCCUCUUUAAAUUUCCUCUCCAAAUUAAUCACCCUCAAAUUUUUCGAUUCAAUCAACCUCUUAUUCGAAUUAUUAGACCAAAUCUUCUCCAAAAGAAAAUCCUUUCUUGAAAACCAAAACCAAAAUCAAUUGGAUCAAAAUCUAAACCUAAACAACAUCAUCACAAUGAAUAAAAAAAAUAACCAACUAGACCCAAUCAUCAACCACAACUUGCUAUCAAACUCAAUUCAAUUUGACCAAAAUUUCGACAUCUCCUCAAUAUCCUCGUAUGAUGAAUUGCAAAUGGUUUUCCAAAUGGAUGCUGGCUUACAGCUAUUAAACCAAAUCAUCAACUUUAUCCUAAAUCCUACUAAAAAUAAAUCAAAAAAUAACAACGAUAACCUACUACAAAAAUUCCAAUCCAUCAUCGAACAAAUCGUCCAAAAUUAUAUAAUCCCAGAACUAUACUUGCUAAAAUUUAAAUCCCUAAACUCAAGAGCCCUUGAAAUCAUAUCAACUUUAGACUUUAAAUUCAACGAUUCCUCUCUCUUAUCAAAAAUCUUUGAUCCAAUCUUGAAAUUAAUCCUAUAUACCCAAAACUAUGAUACCAUAUUAAAUAAACAGAAAAUUAGUUCCAUCUCAAAUAACCUCAACAACAAAAUCAACUCGGUAAUCGACAACAUCCCAAGUGAUAAAUUACUCAUUUUAAAUUCAAUAAAUGAAGAUUUUUUCCUUCAGUUUUUUAAUGACCAUGAUAAUAACAAUAAAAAUAAUAAUCUAUUAUCUGCAUCAGACUCAGACCAAAUUAAUAAUGAAAUUAACGACCCAAAUUUAAUUAUCAAACUCGAAUUCUUAAAUUGCUUAAAAACCUUAUUAAUUAAUCCCGAAAUAAUAAAUUAUUUACAACCAUAUCUACCCAAUUUAAUUGACCAAUUAUUUCUUUUAAUUAAUAAUUAUGACUUUGAUUUAUUAACUGAUAUUUUGGAAAAAUUCGUCGAUGCUUGUUCAUCAAAUAUUAAUGAAACACCCUUUUUAAUUAAACUAUCUCUAAAAUUAUCAAUAAAUCUUUACAAAAAUUUAAUCCAAUUAGUUAACAUUUCUCAAAAUCAAAAUCAAAAUGGCUCAUCAAAUAAUAAUAAAAAAAAUUCAAUUAAAGCUGCUGACACUAAUAAAGAAUUUAUUUGUUUUGGCCUAAUUAAUAAUUUAUCCUACAUUAUUAAUGCCAACCAUAACAAUAAAUACUUGAUCAUUAAAAUUUGGGAGAUUUGUAAUGUUAAUUUCAAAAUCGUCAUUAAUCAUUCCAUUAUAACCUUUUUAGAGGAAACUCUAGAUUUAAUCGGCGAAUUUAUGCUAAUCUUUGAUAACUUUUACCUACCAAAUAUUGAAGAGGAAUUACUAAAAAAUUUAAUGGAAAAUUUCAUCACUUUUGAUUAUAUUUCUUAUUUUGAAUGUUUUGUUGGUUUGAUGGAAAAUUAUAUUUUAUUAGGUUUUAAUCAAAGACUUAAUAAAAAAUUUAUUAAAAAUUUAAAUCUUCAACUAAUAAAUUCAAAAACUUAUGAAGAAUCUCAACAAUGUAAUAAUAUUAUCUCUUUUUAUACUGAUUAUUUUGCUGAAAAAAAUUCAAAUAUCUAUUCAAUAGUCUCCAAUUCAGAAGAUUCAAAUAAUUUAUCCAAGAAAAUUUUAACAUCAGUUAUUCAAACAAAUUUUAUGAAUAUUUCAAACUCUAUAUUUCUGAAAAAUAUUCCUCCAAUGACUUAUAGUAUCUCUCUAUUUAGUGACUUUGUAUUAUUACUAAAUAAUAUUGAAACUACUUUUAAUCUUGAAAAUAAUAAUAAUGUUUUAAGUUCAAGAGGAGAUGAUGAAGAGGUCUUUAAAAUGAGUGAAUUGAAAAAUGAUUCAACUAAUUCAAUGAUUACAAAUAUUUUGAACGAUGUAUCAUUAGGUUUCGCUAAUUUAUUUGAGUCAUUUAUAAUGAGGGAUGAAAAUCAAUUUAAACCUGUAAUUGAUUUUGAAAGCUUGGAAUCCGAUGAAGAGUUUUCAUGUUUUUAUUCAAGCUUCUACAAAUUGAUUUUGUGUUGUCUUGUUUAUAAGCCUUUGUUGACGUUAAAAACAUUGGCAGAAUUCUUUGAUAAUUUCAAAGACGAUAUUAUUGAUGAUUCCAAAGACAGUGAGGAGCUUGAAUUAAUGCUAGAUUUUGUUAAAGGAUUUCAUUGGAAAUUUUUAAUCAAUGUUUGGCUUGUUAGAGGUAAUGAAUAUUCGGUUUGUGAAAACUUUAAUAAGAGCCUUUUUAACCUUAAGUUGCAAAUAUUUUUGAUUAUAAAAUUUUUGAAAAAUGUUCCAUUAAUAUACGAACAUAAUCAAUUUUUUUUACCAUCUUCAGAUAAUAUUGAUGAUGAGUUUAAAUUAUUUAUUGAUUUAUUGUUUUUCAAAUUGAUAGAUUUAUUUUACAUCUUUCUAAGAAGAAUUUAUGAAAAUGGGGAUGGAAAUAAUACAGAUGAAGAAGAUGAAGAAGAAAUAAGUGAUGAUGUUUAUGCAAACAGUUUAUCAAAAGAUAACUAUCGAUUGGAAUUUCUUCGUUUUGGAUCACCAGUUUCAUCAUUAAGUGUGAAUGGAUCAAGUACGCCAAAUGACAACGAUGAAGAAAUCGUUAGCAAUGAUAUUAGAGUGAAUGUUAUCAAAGAGUUUGAUAAUUUAUUGAAUGAGUUGCCGAAAAAAGAUCAAUCUAAAUUUAUGGAAGUUAUUAAUGGAAAAGAGAACUUUAACGAUUUGUUGAAUUAUUAUAUGAAUAAUCAUAAUUCUCUUGAGAUUUUAUUUUUGUAAAUUUGGUUGAUUUUUUUUUUUAUUUUUUAUAUCUUUUCUGCUUUUUCAAAUUUAGUUUUUUUGAUGUUGUUUUUUUCUGCUCCUUUUAAUUUGAUAAUAAUAUCCUAUUAUAUACAAUUAUAUAUUUGUUAUUUUUUGAAAAUUUGAAUGAUCACUGAUUUUUUAGUUAUUAAUUUUUUUACUUUUUUUUUGAUUCGAUAACUUGAU
Messenger RNA from Ascoidea rubescens DSM 1968, 5054 nucleotides. It is a transcript of the gene SXM1, whose product is annotated as Sxm1p. The record is from RefSeq and is a predicted model, not a curated record. Bases 288 to 4847 code for a protein of 1519 amino acids. Gene Ontology annotation, biological process: protein import into nucleus. NCBI's taxonomy places the organism in Eukaryota, Fungi, Ascomycota, Saccharomycetes, Ascoideales, Ascoideaceae. Gene Ontology annotation, cellular component: cytosol; nuclear envelope. The transcript has a single exon. Gene Ontology annotation, molecular function: small GTPase binding.